Molecule: messenger RNA, 2109 nt
Organism: Scomber japonicus (chub mackerel)
Lineage: Eukaryota; Metazoa; Chordata; Actinopteri; Scombriformes; Scombridae
Gene: cdca4
Product: cell division cycle associated 4
Exons: 2
Coding region: 890-1828 (312 amino acids)
Cellular component (GO): nucleus
Molecular function (GO): transcription regulator activity
Source: RefSeq, a predicted model, not a curated record
AGCUUGAAGAGAAGUGAAAUCAAUCAUUCACCCACAGGUUUUAACACUGAGGAGAGACGCAGCCGGCCACUGCAAACUUAUUUUUUUUUUCUCUCUUGUCUGAUGGAAAAUUAAAUGCCACAGGCUGCUGUUUCAGAGCGCAGUCUCCUUUUUACUCGCAUCUCGUUUUUAAGUACAGAAGAAAAAAAAUGGUGACAGGAGUGUUAAUUUGUAUUUUAUAUAUAUAUACAUACAUUUAUAUAUACCUGUGAGACAUUUGUGUGUUUGUGAAGCAGGGUGUAAUAAGGAAGUUGACUCUACUUUUCUUCCCCUCCCCAGUGAAGAGAAAGUGAAAAUCUUGUUCAACUAGUUUUUGAAGUGUGGCGUGUGUUAGACCCGGAAACCUGAUAUCCCCUGUAAAUAUUAGUGGUUCAUGGUGGUAAUAUUGUAUUGUGAAUAUUGUAAAUGCUGUUAUUUUUCUUCUUAUUCUCCUUCUUAUUUUUUUUGUAUAUCACUUUUAUCCCUUUUUUUUUUAAAAAAAAAAAGCACCUUAUUGAUUAGGACUAUUUUCUUGAUCACAGGUGGCAGUGGGAAAGAAUAUAAGUGCACUGAUCAUGUAACUUGAGUGCUGUUUUUUUGUUCUCUGACAUAGGUCUCUCUUUAGUCUGUGCUUACUUUGAUGCAGCGUUCGCAUUUAGUUGGUAACCAUGCUAUUUUCGGUGGCUCAGUGGUCUGUUAAAAGUGUGGUUGUUCCGCCCAGCAGGAGUCUUGCCUCAGACUGGCCUAAAAUGGGCAGAAAUGGUGCUGAACAAAAGCUGCUUGUCGCUCGUACAAAAGUACUUGAAGCGUUGCAGCCGGGACCAAGCUGCUAUGCUAUUGCCUGUGCCUCUCAACAGGAAAGAGAGACAACAUGUUCCCGAAGGGCACCAAGCGCAAGUUCUCAGACUCCGGGGAGGAGCCGGUCUCCAGCGGCGACCAGAGCGCUGCGGCGGCGGCGGCAGCGGCGGCCACGUCUGCGGCGGUUCGGACGCUGUCGUCCUCUUACAGCCUGCAGAGGCAGUCGCUGCUCGACAUGUCGCUGAUCAAGCUGCAGCUCUGUCACAUGCUGGUGGAGCCCAACCUGUGCCGCUCCGUGCUCAUCGCUAACACCGUGCGGCAGAUCCAGGAGGAGAUGACCCAGGACGGCACCUGGCAGAUAAUGACCCAGGCCCUGGCGGCCGCUCAGUGUCCCGCCGACCGCCUCGUAGCCACCGAGGUGCUCUGCCGACAGACGGACGCGGCGGCUCAGGCGGGUCAGAGCCCCAAACCCUUCUCCGUGGUCGGCCUGGAGGAAGGCUACCACGCGGAGGAGGUGGUGAUGGAGGGCGACGUGGAGACCGAGGUCACCAUGUCCACUCUGUCCCCCGUCUCCCCCCAGCUGUCCUCCGCUUCUUACCUGGCCGGCCCUUUCGGCAUGGGACCCUGCUGGGAGGAGGAAGAGGAAGACGGUGAUUGCGAGGAUGACGAAGAGGAGGACAGCGAGGAGUGCGUGUCGGAGGGAGAGGAGGUGGAGCGGGACACCCUGACCGCAGAGUCCAGGACGGGGGAGCAGGUUUUUGGGACUUUCGAGAUCAAGCACCCGACGCCGCCCCCUGACCCUGCUCUCGAAGAACUGUUUUCAGACGUGGACCCAUCUUACUAUGACCUAGACACGGUGCUGACGGGCAUGCAGAGCGCUCCGAAGAUGGGACCUUACGACCUGCUGGAAAGCCUCUCAUCUCACGCGCCGACGGCCCUGAGCUCCAGCUCGAGCUGUAGGUCAGACCUGAACGAACUGGACCACAUUAUGGAGAUCAUAGUGGGAUCCUGAAACUCAGAACAUUCCUCUGGCCUGUACUGAUCCCACAGACUCUUACCAGACUAUGCACAGUACACAUGUGCGUGUUCUGAAUGUGGUAUUUUUACACGUGGAGAUAGUUGGCGGUUUUGGGACAAGGUGGGAAAUUAACAGCGAGCCACAUCGGUUAAAGGAUUGGCUGAGUUAGUAGUUAGUCUGCUCCGAUAGUGGCCAGUAAGCCAACCAGGCAGCGGCCGUCGGGACAUUUAAUCUUGUAUUAAAAGAAAUAAAUGUAAUUGGCAGGUAAAAGUAGC